This is a messenger RNA of Rotaria sordida, 414 nucleotides long. Lineage: Eukaryota; Metazoa; Rotifera; Eurotatoria; Philodinida; Philodinidae. The record is from the annotation of a GenBank genome assembly.
AUGCAAUACAACAUUGUAAUUCUACUUAUAUUUUCUUUACUAUGGGCAACGGCUACUAUAUGCAUCGCAAAUGACGGUGAUGCUUCGCUUACAGCCGAACAACAGGCACUUAUACGUCAAUUAGCAUUACAGAUAUGGCCUUCGGAUGUCGUUAAUCAUUGGCAUAUGGAUAAUCGGUAUCUUGCACAAAUGAUUAUUGAUGCUACGAAAUCCUUGGGACGUUGUGAUCGUGCAAUGAACAAAGUAUAUGAAUUGAUGAUUAAUUUAACAUUCAGUACACUGUCGAAAUCUGUUAGACCCAUAGUUAAACAUCUCAUGAAAAUGAAGAAAGCUAAUUCUGGCAUGGCCUGCAGAAAUGCUGUAGCAGCUCGCUUUCGAUCAGCUAUCGAAAUCGCUAAUUUAUCUUUGGAUUGA